AUGAUGCUGAUGCUAACCAAGCUGCUUUUUCUCCAGCACACGUCCCUGGAUGGCUUUUCUACUAAAUUGGUGAGCCGCCAGAAUCUGCCUCGCUGCAGGAACUCUCUGAGCUCCAGCGUGGACGAGCAUCCGCAUAUAGGCAACUACCGCCUACUCAAGACCAUUGGCAAGGGGAACUUCGCCAAGGUCAAACUGGCGCGGCAUUUGCUCACAGGACGAGAGGUGGCUGUCAAAAUAAUAGACAAAACCCAGCUGAAUCCCACAAGUCUACAAAAGCUCUUUAGAGAAGUCCGAAUAAUGAAGAUCUUGAAUCAUCCAAAUAUAGUGAAGUUAUUUGAAGUAAUUGAGACUGAGAAGACACUUUAUUUAAUAAUGGAAUAUGCCAGUGGAGGUGAGGUGUUUGAUUAUUUGGUGGCUCAUGGCAGGAUGAAAGAGAAGGAAGCCAGGGCAAAAUUUCGGCAGAUUGUAUCUGCAGUGCAGUACUGCCAUCAAAAGAGAAUCGUACACAGAGAUCUUAAGGCUGAAAAUUUAUUGCUGGACGCCGACAUGAAUAUCAAGAUUGCCGACUUUGGCUUCAGCAACGAGUUCAUGGUGGGAAAUAAGUUGGAUACAUUCUGUGGCAGUCCUCCCUACGCCGCCCCCGAGCUGUUCCAGGGCAAAAAAUAUGACGGGCCCGAAGUAGACGUCUGGAGUCUCGGGGUCAUCCUGUAUACACUCGUCAGUGGAUCACUGCCUUUCGACGGCCAGAAUCUUAAGGAGCUGAGAGAGAGAGUGUUGAGAGGAAAGUACCGUAUCCCUUUCUACAUGUCCACAGACUGUGAGAACCUGCUUAAGAGGCUGUUGGUGCUGAACCCCAUCAAACGGGGCAGUUUAGAGCAAAUCAUGAAGGAUAAAUGGAUGAACGUGGGCCAUGACGAUGAGCAGCUGCAGCCUUAUACGGAACCAGAGCCUGAUUUCAGUGACAGUAAAAGGAUCGAGCUGAUGGUGACUAUGGGAUUCCCAAAGGAUGAAAUCACAGAGGCUCUCAAGGGACAGAAAUACAAUGACGUCAUGGCUACUUAUCUCUUAUUAGGAAGAAAACCUCCAGAGAUUGAAGGCAUUGAGUCUGUGCCCAUCAGCAAUCUCUGUCCGAGGCCACGCCCUACCAGUGACAUCAAUACCAGCACUAGCCAGUCCCCUUCACACUCCAAAGUCCAGCGCAGUAUAUCGGCCAAUCAAAAGCAGCAGCGGCGGUUUAGCGAUCACGGUGGGGAUGACAUAAAACCAAUGGGUCCCUCAGUCCCACCUGUAGUGUCAUACACUAAGCGCAGCUGUCUCGAGAGCGAACAGAAGGAGGAGUGUGAGAACAUGCACAAGCUGCUGAGCUCCAGCUCAAAGGGAGACAUACCAGCAUCUCCCCUGGCCGCCCUAGAGAGGAAAAAAUCCAUUACUUCAGCUGGAACUAAUGGAGGCAUGGCACGCAGAAAUACGUACGUGUGUGAGCGUUCAGCUGACCGUUCCUCGGCCAUCCCCAAUGGCAAAGACAGCAGUUUAACGGAGGUCUCAGGCAGUACUACAUCAGCCUCCGGUGCCACUUCAGCUCUGAUGUCUACAAGACAGAGAUACUUGAAAUCCGUGUCUUCCACCGGCACUUCCUCCAAAACCACCCUGCCUCCUAUAGAGGACAACAGCGAAUACAAGGGAAGUCCAAGUGCCAGACCUCCAUCCACCUCACCCUCCGAUCACAGCAUCAGCACUCCAGAGCGCACUCAUUUCCCCCGAGGGACGUCUAGCCGGAGCACCUUCCAUGGAGCGCAGCUACACGAGCGCCGCAGUGCCACCUACAACGGCCCACCUGCCUCGCCCACCCUCUGCCAUGACACAAGCACUCUAGCACCAGCACGCCGGGGCACAUCCACCGGCAUCAUCAGCAAAAUUACCUCCAAGUUUGCCCGCAGGGUUCCAAGUGAAGGGGAAGCAAGUGGCAAGUCAGAGUCGCCAAGGAGCACUUUGGGAGAAUCAAAAGACGAGACUCGCGACUCAAAACCACGCUCACUGCGCUUCACAUGGAGUAUGAAGACGACAUCUUCCAUGGAGCCAGGCGACAUGAUGCGCGAGAUCCGCAAAGUGCUAGACGACAAUGGCUGUGACUACGAGCAGCGCGAGCGUUUCCUGCUUUUCUGCGUGCAUGGUGAUGCUCGUCAUGACAACUUGGUCCAGUGGGAGAUGGAGGUUUGCAAGCUACCGCGCCUCUCACUUAACGGUGUGCGCUUUAAGCGCAUUUCAGGCACUUCCAUCGCCUUCAAGAACAUCGCAUGCAAAAUCGCUGAUGAGCUAAAGCUCUGACAAGGGAACAGAAAGGAAACAAUGUGGCUCAGUGUGGGCUAACAGCGAUAAGUUUGGUUCACGUUUGGCUAGAGCCGAGGUGCUGCCUUAACAGAAUGUGCGGUGCUCAUCCUGUAAGUUUUGCUUUUCCAUUAACUUUUAUCACCUUUGCAAUCCAGUAUAGGCCCCAGUCAGUGAUAUUAUUUUGAUGCUGAUGGACUUUUACGUGUGUUGGUCUGGGAAAGCUUGUUACUGUAGGUAAAUUCUUAAACAGCCAAAAAUGAAGAAAAGCUGAUUUUUCUGCUUACGUACUUUAACACCACAACUUAGGAAACCACAAAUCCAGUAUAUUUCACCAAAACAGUAUGAAUAAUGCUUUUACUUUUUAACCCUGCCUCAUGUUGGGUAAGGAGCUAGUGCAAUAAAUACAGUGGUUUAAAAAAAAUCAGUCUGUCUAAAGAUUUCUAAAACCUUGCUCGUAAAGUAUGAUGUCCUCACACACUGACUGAUCAGGGGGUGGGUUUUCCAAAAGCUUCUUAACGCUAAGAGCAUCUUAACUAGGAGACAGUGUGUUCAUCGUGAUGCUC
Molecule: messenger RNA, 2891 nt
Organism: Neoarius graeffei (lesser salmon catfish)
Lineage: Eukaryota; Metazoa; Chordata; Actinopteri; Siluriformes; Ariidae
Product: serine/threonine-protein kinase MARK1-like
Exons: 17
Coding region: 1-2325 (774 amino acids)
Biological process (GO): microtubule cytoskeleton organization; intracellular signal transduction; protein phosphorylation
Cellular component (GO): cytoplasm
Molecular function (GO): tau-protein kinase activity; ATP binding; protein serine/threonine kinase activity
Source: RefSeq, a predicted model, not a curated record